Erinaceus europaeus (western European hedgehog) is the source of this 837-nucleotide messenger RNA. RefSeq names its product DNA-directed RNA polymerase II subunit RPB11-a-like. Gene Ontology annotation, biological process: transcription by RNA polymerase II. Gene Ontology annotation, molecular function: DNA binding; protein dimerization activity. Lineage: Eukaryota; Metazoa; Chordata; Mammalia; Eulipotyphla; Erinaceidae. Gene Ontology annotation, cellular component: RNA polymerase II, core complex. The record is from RefSeq and is a predicted model, not a curated record.
AUGGUCAUCUGCCCUGCUCUUCUGGUGGCACCAACAAAAACUCCUUCUGCGUUCUCGGGCAUCUGGAGCGGCGGCAGUUCCGAGCGCGGACUCCCCCGCAUCACCAAAAAGAACGCGCCUCCGGCCUUCGAGUAAAAGAAGAUGACCAUUAACAAGGCCCAAUGUUUGUUCACCAUCAACAAGGAAAACCACACGCUGGGCAACAUCAUCAAGCCGCAGCUGCUGAAGGGCCCGCAGGUGCUGUUCGUGGGCUACAAGGUCCCCCACCCCCUGGAGCACAACAUCAUCAUCUGCGUGCAGACCACCCCGGACUAUAGCCCCCAGGAGGCCUUCACCAACGCCAUCACCGACCUCAUCAGCGAGCUCUCGCUGCUGGAGGAGCUCUUCCGGGUGGCCAUCAAGGACAAGCAGGAAGGCACCGAGCAGCGGGCCACGGGGUCUCCCAGGCAAGUCACCCACCCCAGGGCCAGCGCCCGGUACAAGACUGAGCUGGCACAGGGGCCCCUGUCUGCCCAGGGCAGCUGGAAGUCCCCCCUUCAGGCUCACUGUGAGAAAUUUUAAAGUUUAAUAAAACCCGUCCCUGUCUGAAAAAAAGAAAAGAAAAGAAAAGAGAAGAAACUCCUUCUGAAAGAGAGUGGAUUCCAAGGACCCAGACAUAGUUCAUGGUGAUCAGGAUGGAUAGCUGGUGGCGACGAUGGUGUGAAGCAGAGAUCCAGGAGGACUGAUUGGUAGCCAUGCUGAACUUCUUUGUCUGCAUUGGGAGGCAUGACAGUAAUAAUUGCUUCAUAAUCUAGAGUUUUAGGAGAGAGAACCUAAUAGGCUGUGCAGAAGCAAAAA